Tricharina praecox is the source of this 2424-nucleotide messenger RNA. RefSeq lists its product as uncharacterized. The record is from RefSeq and is a predicted model, not a curated record. Gene Ontology annotation, molecular function: ADP binding; protein binding. The transcript is spliced from 7 exons. The coding region runs from base 1 to 2424 and encodes 807 amino acids. NCBI's taxonomy places the organism in Eukaryota, Fungi, Ascomycota, Pezizomycetes, Pezizales, Pyronemataceae.
AUGUCUAUGGACCGUACCUUGUCCUCCGUGUACGAUGAAGCUCUUUCUCGAUACGAGCAGCUUCAUCGGGAAGGGAAAAUCAAAGAGGAGCAUCUCAUACUUAUCCGGGAACGAACAAGCCUCGGCGAUGUCCUGUCUACGAUCAAACAAGCGGGGGUCAAAAAUGAGGGAGAGCGAAACGCAAUGGACCGGCUAUUUCGCAGGGUGUCUCCGGAGAUUGUCACCAAGAUCGAAAGAUUUUCGAGCGUCGUCGACACUGCGGUCUCAGCGAAUCCCGAUGUGGCUGCCCUAGUUUGGAGCUCGAUCAAGUUUGUCCUAAUCAUCAUGCGGGAUUGUAACGACGCAUAUGCGACAAUAUGCCGCUUGGUGGAAGAGGUGCCGUUGUGUCUCGAGAGAUACCAUGCGUAUGUGGAAACGUAUGGAGUGACAACGCUUUUACGAGGGAGGUUGGUAAGAUUCUACGAGGAUAUCCUGGAAUUUAGCAUAGAGGUUGCAAAACUUUAUGGACGAUCCAAGAUAAGAGGAAGCAAUGUUAUCCAGCCGCCGGUGGCAUCUGGCAUCUUCAUAGUGCCAGAUCUCUUGAGUUACCGCUUUACGGGAAGAAAACAUCAACUUCAGAAACUAAGCACAAUGACCUCUGCUUCCAUAUCGGGCUCCAAACGGGCGGCAGUUUAUGGGAUGCCGGGCGUUGGCAAGAGCCAGAUUAUACUGGAGUUCGCGCGAGAUUAUCAGCAAACGCACCCAUGCAGUAAUGUGUUCCACGUCGACGCCACCGGACGCGAGAGUCUCACACAAGGCUUCCAAGGGAUUCAUACCAUCCUAAAACUCCCACGGGCAACUCAGCAUGAAGCUAUGACCGAGUCGGUCAAACAGUGGCUCACACGGACGCAACAGUGGCUUCUUUUGGUCGACAAUGUGUCCUCAGCGGACGAGGUUCGGCUCUUCCUCCCAUCGGGUGGUUCUAGAGUUAUUCUCUUCGCAAUGAGGGAUGAGUGGCUGGCAAGAACACUUGGGUCGUCGGGGAUGCUGGAACUGCUGCCAAUGGAUAAUGAAGAAGCGACCGAUUUGAUACUGAAAGGGACGGGCAAGGAUCCAGCAACAUCUACUUCCAAAGAUCGUCUCGAUGCUGCAGAGAUUGGACGGCAAGUUGGUAAUCUGCCUUUAGCCCUUGAACAAAGCGCCGCUUGUAUUUCCUACAGGAAGUGGGGGCUAUCCAAAUAUCUGGAUCUCUUGCAGCGGGAAAAGGUGGAGACUCUCGGUCUCGGCCCGGCGCUCGAUAAUUUCCAUUCGCCUUUUCCCCAGACCUUCGCCCUCGCUACUCAGCAACUUUCGUCUACUGUAAUGGUCCUGUUGAAAUUGAGUGCGCAUCUGAACCAUUAUAAUACCCCCAUGUCUCUGCUGCAGGCGGGAAUUAGGAAUACCAUCUUGGAGGUCCCUAAAGCGAAGGAUAGCGAUGCCAUCAUCUCAGAGGCCUUUGAAAUACACUCUCCCACCAAAUUGAGCAGCAGAACAUCCAAGCUUUUUGGAGGAGCCCACCGUGCUUUCUGCCGGGUAGUUUCUAAGAAAAAGGAUUCUGUAGAGCAAUCCGAUGAAACCAGCAAUGCUAUCGGUAUCGAAAGCGACCGGUCGUACGGUUUUCUCCGGCAGCUUUUCUCGGAUUCCGAGCAGUUUGAGCGUGCAGUCUCGGAACUUCAUACGGCGGCUCUGAUCGGUCGGAAGCAGGAGGGCAAUAUCUGGAUACACGAUCUUGUCUCGGAGAUGGCGCUUAUGCGAGAAGCAUUGGACGUUAUUGAGCGGGUAUUACCUAUACAAGAGAGAGAGCUUGGGCCGAAUCACCAAGUAACUCAGAACACUCUCCACGCCAAGGCUACCAUAUUCAAAGAGGCUGGACGGUGCGAGGAGGCUCUUGAGCUGUACGAUCGAGUUUUGGCCGUGGGAGAGAAGGCACUCGGGCCGGAUGACCCAAUAACUCUGAUCACUCUUGGUAAUAAAGCUAGCGUGCUCUGUGUAAUGGGACGGUAUACUGAAGCUCUGGAGUUGUAUGAGAGGAUCCUCCCUGUGCAGGAGAGGGUGCUUGGGCUGGAUGACCCAUCGACUAUGGCCACUCUCAACAACAUGGCCUUUGUAUUGCGCGAUAUGGGACGAUAUGACGAGGCUCUAGAGCUGCACAAGCAGAGUUUGACUGCGGAAGAGAAGGUUCUCGGGGCGGAUCACCCAAUGACACUGGUCACAUUCAGUAGUAUGGCUAUUGUGCUCAGUAAGGCGGGACAGCACAAUCAGGCUCUGGAGCUGUAUGAGCGAGUUGUUGCUGUGAGAGAGAAGGAUCUCGGGUCGGAUCACCCUCACACAAUCAGCGCUCGGUGGAGUCUUUCUAAAUGCAGGGGCAUUAUCCGGGAACGAGCCAAUGACGGACCCGAAACCUAG